GACCGUGACGUAACGCGACCGUUUUGCAUUUCUUUUUGCUGCAAGCAAAACCUGUCUUUUGCACGGAUAAUUGCUAUUUUUAGACGUUUCUGCGUCGCUAAUUGAUGGACUUGCCAUGGAAACGAUACUAUUUAUAGUAGCGCGCGGACUGAGGAUGAAGGGAACGAGAAAAAAGCUGAAACGCCGCGGCUAGGUUGGAACCAGUUGAUUUAGUCAGUAAAAGUUGGCUGGGUUUCUAGGCGGAAAACGGUGCGGUUGUGCAAUAAGAGUGCGGCCCCAAAACUGGACACGAACGAAGCAGAAGCGGAUCCGAAAGGUGUGACGAAACUCGAUCGGCAUUUAUGGCGCCAGAAUGCAAAGAUCCGCGUCGCAUUCAUGAUCUCCAAGCACCAAGCAGACAACUGAAGAAGUGACUUUGUCGCGCAAAUGCCGAUAGUGAAUCGUUACAGGUUUAAUCGCGAGUGUGUUUAGUGAUGACUGUGAUUUACUCUACUGACUAGUUCGAACAUUAUAGUGCGAGUUGAGACAUGAAAAUACCGAUGCCGGACAAGCUGCUGAUCAGGAUGGUCGUUUUGUCCAUGUUUGCGUCCACCGGUUUCAGCAGGGUGAAGCGCCAGGAUGGUUCGCAGUCGCUUGCGGAGGUGGAGAACGAAAUCGAGCCGCUGAUCAUCGAUAGAGGGCCGUUUUUCGAUAAGAGCGUGUCCCGAAAUGUGACAGCGCUGGUCGGAAAAACCACCUAUUUGGGCUGCCGCGUGCGCAAUCUGGGAAAUCGAACGGUUUCGUGGAUUCGGCAUCGCGAUCUCCACCUGCUGACUGUUAAUCGGUUUACAUACACUUCUGAUCAGCGAUUCUCCGCCCUCCAUAACCCUCACACGGAAGACUGGACGUUGCAGGUUCGCUACCCGCAGCGCAGGGACGCUGGCACUUACGAGUGCCAAGUGGCUACCACGCCGCCUAUCGGCCACUCCAUGUACUUGUCGGUCGUUGAGCCAGUGACAACGUUGCUUGGUGGGCCUGAGAUGUACAUCAACAAGGGCAGUACGAUGAACUUGACCUGUGUGGUGCAGCACAGUCCAGAACCCCCACCCUCCAUCUACUGGACUCACGAUCAACAAGAAAUUAACUACGAUUCGGCAAGGGGCGGCGUGUCGGUGAUCACGGAAAAGGGCGACAUUACAGUCUCCUAUUUGCUCAUCCAAAGGGCGACGGAGAAGGACAGCGGCAAGUACACGUGCCAUCCAUCCAACGCCAAUCCGGAGGGUUUAUCAGUGCACGUGCUCAAUGGCGAGUAUCCGGCGGCCAUGCAACACGGCGGUCAACUGCGCCUCCAGUAUCCGUUCGCUGUGAUUUUCAUCAGCCUCUGUAUGACGAUGGGCGCUCCAUGAGACCAGUUUUCCAGUGAAUUUUCCCUUGUACAUACAAAUGAGUGAGUGAGUGUAAGUGAACGCGACGUCCAACCACAUCGAAAGCGGUUAUACAGGGUGUCUCACCGGGCACCGCCUUGAUCUAUACGCUGUCAACCAUAAUGAGGAGACUUUUUGGAAAUUCCCGGAAACACCCUGUAUGUUCCUCCACUCUCCUUCCAGAGGUCGAAUUAUGUACAGGGGGGUUUGUUUGCUUUUCAGAAUUUCUUCUAAUUAUAGUCGGCAAUUUGGGAAUCCAAGCAGUUCGACUUGUAUAUCGAACAGCGCCCCACAAUUGGUUGUUUAAAAUUGUUUCGGUGUUGCCUGAUGUGGCGCACAAUCCAACAAAUGCAACAUUGCCAUUAUGGGUGCGCAGUUUGAUGUGCAAGGACAGCAAGCGAAGGCAAUACUAAUGUUAAAAAAGGACGGAGGCCGUUCCAGUUGUAGAGGAUAUUCCAUGUUUGUGAAUUUUAUUGUACUAUAUAUUAUAUGGAUUGUUUUCUCGGACACAGUUUUAACUACAAGACGUACCAACUGUUUCGGUUGGUGGUUUGAACCUUGACUAUUGUACAUAAUAAAUGAGGUUUUUUUGGUUA
Messenger RNA from Dendroctonus ponderosae (mountain pine beetle), 1999 nucleotides. RefSeq names its product SPEG neighbor protein. The transcript is spliced from 7 exons. Bases 528 to 1385 code for a protein of 285 amino acids. NCBI's taxonomy places the organism in Eukaryota, Metazoa, Arthropoda, Insecta, Coleoptera, Curculionidae. Gene Ontology annotation, cellular component: neuron projection membrane. The record is from RefSeq and is a predicted model, not a curated record. Gene Ontology annotation, biological process: synapse organization.